AUGCAAUGGGGCUACCGUAUCCACGACUUGCGGGCAACAAUCAAUUGGGCUCUAUCUGCGAUGCCUAAAAUCAUACUCUACGACUUCCCCAGCAGAGAGCCAUGCGCGGCGUGGCUCCCUAGCGCCUGGAAAGCUCGCAUGGCGCUCAAUUACAAGAAGAUUGAUUAUGAAACGCAAUGGGUAGAGUACCCGGAUGUGGCACCCCUAGCAAAAUCAUUGUUAGUCUGUAUCCCUCCGGGUGAAGGACCAGGCCUGCCGUACACAAUCCCGAUCAUGACGACGGCUGGUGGGGAGCAUAUCAUGGAUUCCAAGAAGAUCGUGGACUACCUUGAGGAGCAUUACGCCCCGCCAGACUACCCUUCUUUGCACCUCGAUAGCCCAAUCCUCGCUCGCGUCACAGAACAGAUGCCGGGAAUCAUGCAGCGCUGGGCAUCGUCUGUUUUUCCCCGAAACCUCCUCAAUCCAAGAAGCGCAGAGUACUACGAACGCACGCGCAAGGGUUUCUUUGGUAUCUCGCUCGAGGAAUUCGGGCGCCAGAAGUCCGGCGAGGCAUGGGCUGAGCUGGACGCUACGUGGGGCGGGCUGGCUGCGUUGCUGAGAGCAACAGAGGGACCGUAUUUCAUGGGCGAUAUAGUGUCUUACGCUGACUUGCAGCUCGUCGCAAUAUUGCAUUGGGCGAAGCGGGCUGACGUGAGUGUCUUUGAGAGGCUUGUCGCGUUUGAGCCGGCGUUUAGGAUGAUUUACGAGGCGGCUGCGCCGCUUCUGGAGCAGGACACGUAG
Molecule: messenger RNA, 780 nt
Organism: Paraphaeosphaeria sporulosa
Lineage: Eukaryota; Fungi; Ascomycota; Dothideomycetes; Pleosporales; Didymosphaeriaceae
Exons: 7
Coding region: 1-780 (259 amino acids)
Biological process (GO): glutathione metabolic process; L-phenylalanine catabolic process
Molecular function (GO): maleylacetoacetate isomerase activity; glutathione transferase activity
Source: RefSeq, a predicted model, not a curated record